Messenger RNA from Striga asiatica, 1750 nucleotides. The record is from the annotation of a GenBank genome assembly. Lineage: Eukaryota; Viridiplantae; Streptophyta; Magnoliopsida; Lamiales; Orobanchaceae.
CAUCAGGCCUAUCCUCGUCUACAAAAAAAGCUAUUGGGCUCUCAGGUCAGCUAGUCGGGCCCAAUAUCAACACUAAGCUAUAGCUACAGCUACACCUUCAUUUUCAACCCUUCAAAGAAAAGGAAGAACUGAAAACGACUCCCCACACUCAUCGGUAAAAAAAGGAUUCGAUAAUUUCAACUCCACUAAACAAUCCAAAUUUGCUCGAACGAGCUCCAGCUGAAGGUUAAUUUUCUUGAUCGGUAAAACCUUUUUUCCUUUCAGACAGAAAAAGAAACCUCACAUCAGUCAGUACAAAGUACUUAAUUUGUACGAAAUUCAUUGUCUCACACCUCCUUUUGAUUCUUUAUACGCUUCUCAAAGUCUCAAUCUAUUUGCCGACAGAACAAAUUGGAGUUCUUCAGGUUAUCAGUUCGCUUUUCGUAUGUUCAGUCUAUGUUACCUGGAAAGUUUGCAUCUUUUUGAAGAGACAAUGUCCCAAGGCUACGCAAUCGAACUCUACUUCGAUCCUGCCCUUGAAAACCAAGUCUUGAAAUCAUGGAACAUUUUGGCUAGACGCCAAAUCAGCACUCAGCUGAUCGAAAUCGAAUCUAGGCCUCACCUAACGUUAUUUUCUAGCCCUUUUGUCGAUAUCACUAAACUUGAGACCGUACUUAGAAAUUUCUGCUUAAAGCAAGAACCUUUACCUUUGUGCUUCUCAUCAAUCGGAAGCUUCCCGAGUGAAAACAAUGUAAUAUUCCUGGGCCCCACUCCAUCUCUUUCACUACUUCAGUUUCAUUCUCAGUUAUGCGAUGCAAUGAAAAAGGAAGGAGUCGAAAUCGGAGAAGAGUUUCGUCCCGACAAAUGGAUUCCUCAUUGCUCGGUUGCUGAGGAUGUUUGUAGGGGCCGUUUGGUUGAUGCGUUUAAUGUUCUGCGCGAUUUGAAGCUGCCGAUCAGUGGGUAUGCAAUGGAAGUUUCGUUAGUCGAGUACCCACCUGUUCGUGAACUCUUCUCUUUUAACCUUGGUACACAAUAUAUUGGCGAGAUGAUCUGAAUAUGUGUUUUUUGUGUUAAUGUUGGAUUAGAGUGUUUUAUGUGGUGAAUGGUUUUUAAAUGUUAUUUUACGGUUGUUGAAAAGUGGGGUUAUUUGUAUGAGUGACUAUUUAAAUUGGUGUUUUGCUGUUUGCGGUUAUGUGAACUUCAUCGUGUUAGUAUCAUGUUCUGUGCCUAAUUAUAUGGUUUUUUUUGUCUUUACAACAUACUGAGAUAGGAAAGUUAUGGCUUCUAACUUGUGAAAUUCGGACUGUUAUUACACACUAGCUUAAUUCUUUGCGAAUCAUAAUCGGCAUAAUUUGGAUGGGGUUUCUUUCUACACUCAAUACAUGAAUGUGUGUGAUUGGGUUGCAUUAUUUUUUGAGCUCAAAGUAUGCCAUAUAUGUUAAAACUUUGUGAAAGCCUUAUUAAGGCUAUCUGACUUAGACUUAAUAGUUAUUCUGCUGUGUACUUGUUAGGGAGAAAAGAAAAAAUUCAUGUAUUGCACCUUAAGUCGCAGAAUAAUUUGUCGAUUUGAACAGUUUUAAAAUGAUGUGAUUCAUCAUUGCCCGAAUUUACUUCGGAUGUUAGAGUUAUAGGUCUCCUCUGUUUUUCGUUGGUCGAGAGAAUUUAUCAAUUAUUCUGAAGCCAUAUGAGGUUUAUUUUGUAACCUUGUUGCUGUUAUAGAUUGUGUUGAAGUGUUUCAUUACUUUUCUUUCAUGUAAAUAAUACUUUGCAG